GGGGAAGGGCGGGCGGGGGCGCGGGCGCGCGGGCGCGCGGCCCUGCCCCCGGCGGCCAUGGCCCUUCCCGGCAUUCCCUAUGAGCGGCGGCUGCUCAUCAUGGCGGACCCGAGAGACAAGGCGCUGCAGGAUUACCGCAAGAAGCUGCUGGAGCACAAGGAGAUCGACGGUCGCCUCAAAGAGCUAAGGGAGCAGCUGAAAGAGCUAACCAAGCAAUAUGAAAAAUCAGAAAAUGAUCUCAAGGCCUUGCAGAGUGUCGGGCAGAUUGUUGGCGAGGUUCUUAAACAACUAACAGAAGAGAAAUUCAUUGUGAAGGCUACAAAUGGACCAAGAUAUGUGGUUGGCUGUCGCCGUCAGCUUGACAAAAGUAAGCUGAAGCCGGGGACAAGAGUUGCUCUGGAUAUGACCACUCUGACUAUUAUGAGAUAUUUGCCAAGGGAAGUGGAUCCAUUGGUUUAUAAUAUGUCUCAUGAAGAUCCGGGGGAUGUUUCAUAUUCUGAGAUUGGAGGGUUGUCAGAACAAAUCAGAGAGCUGCGAGAGGUAAUAGAAUUGCCACUAACAAACCCAGAAUUAUUCCAGCGUGUGGGAAUUAUACCUCCAAAAGGCUGCUUGCUCUACGGCCCCCCUGGUACAGGGAAAACUCUUCUGGCCAGAGCUGUUGCUAGCCAACUUGAUUGCAACUUCCUAAAGGUGGUGUCGAGUUCAAUAGUGGACAAGUACAUUGGUGAAAGUGCUCGACUGAUCAGAGAGAUGUUCAAUUAUGCCAGAGAUCAUCAGCCGUGUAUCAUUUUCAUGGAUGAGAUAGAUGCUAUUGGUGGUCGCCGUUUUUCUGAAGGCACCUCAGCUGAUAGAGAAAUCCAGAGGACUCUGAUGGAGUUAUUGAAUCAGAUGGAUGGAUUCGAUACUCUGCACCGAGUUAAAAUGAUCAUGGCUACUAACAGACCAGACACUCUGGAUCCUGCACUUCUGCGGCCUGGAAGACUGGAUAGAAAAAUCCAUAUUGAUCUACCAAAUGAACAAGCCAGAUUAGAUAUUUUGAAGAUUCAUGCAGGUCCUAUCACUAAACAUGGUGAAAUAGAUUAUGAAGCAAUUGUGAAGCUUUCAGAUGGCUUUAAUGGAGCAGACUUGAGAAAUGUCUGUACUGAAGCAGGUAUGUUUGCGAUCCGUGCCGAUCAUGACUUUGUAGUUCAGGAAGACUUCAUGAAAGCUGUUAGAAAAGUGGCUGAUUCUAAGAAGCUGGAGUCCAAGCUUGACUACAAGCCUGUUUAAGUUAACCGUCUCUGAUUUGUGAUUGACUGCACAGGUCUUACUGGGUUACUGUAAAAGAGAAAUAAUGUACCUCUUGAUUAUUAUUGUAAGGUGUUUGUGUAACAUGUAGCUAGUAAUUUGGUAACACUAGUUGCAAGUUGGCUACAGAAAUGUGUUUUCUGUACAAUUCUGAAAUACAAUAUUCAUUACAACCCAGGUUAAGUAAAAUGUGUGGAGAUGUGUUCUCUUAAAAAUUAUGGUGUGAAUUUAUAAGUGUGCCUGAAUGGUUUAGCAGACUUUAAGAAAGUCAAUUUGUUUCUUGACUUUUUUUAUAUCAGUAAAUUUCCUUUCCCCAAACAGUUUAUGAAUAAAACUUGUUUAAAUCUGCUUA
Tyto alba (common barn owl) is the source of this 1639-nucleotide messenger RNA. It is a transcript of the gene PSMC6, whose product is annotated as proteasome 26S subunit, ATPase 6. Gene Ontology annotation, molecular function: ATP binding; proteasome-activating activity; ATP hydrolysis activity. Bases 58 to 1269 code for a protein of 403 amino acids. Lineage: Eukaryota; Metazoa; Chordata; Aves; Strigiformes; Tytonidae. The transcript has 14 exons. The record is from RefSeq and is a predicted model, not a curated record. Gene Ontology annotation, biological process: positive regulation of RNA polymerase II transcription preinitiation complex assembly. Gene Ontology annotation, cellular component: proteasome regulatory particle, base subcomplex; cytosolic proteasome complex.